AUGGCCAAAAUCGCUGCCCUGGCUUUACUCGCCGGCCUGGGACUGGCAGACGACUUGUACACUCCGAAACACGAGGCCGGACGUUGCGCCAUCCGCGACCACUGCGGGAAGAAGAGCUUCUUCGGCAAAGAGCUUCCCUGUGUCGACAACGGUCUCGCCGAGGACCCCGACAAGGAGCUUAGGAAGCAGCUGGUAGACCUGUGCGGCCCCAAGUGGAAUGACGGCCCGGUUUGCUGCACCAAGAAUCAGGUCGAUUCCCUCAGAGAUGAACUGUCCACCGCGAAUACCAUCGUAUCGUCAUGUCCUGCCUGCAAGGACAACUUCUACAACCUCUUCUGUACCUUCACCUGCUCUCCUGACCAGUCGCUCUUCAUUAAUGUCACAAACACCCUCUCCAAGAACGACAAGACGCUCGUCACAGAGCUCGACCAGCUCAUCUCUGCAGACUAUGGAACCGGUUUCUACGACAGCUGCAAGGAUGUCAAAUUUGGGCCAAGCAACAGCGAGGCCAUGAAGCUCAUCGGAGGCGGCGCCAAGAACUAUACGCAAUUCCUCAAGUACCUGGGCGACGAGAAGCUGGUCGGUUCGCCGUUCCAGAUCAACUUUCCAACAUCGUACAAAGAGCCGAAGAUGGAUCCUCUCCCCAUGAAGCCCAAGAAAUGCAACGACCAAGACCCCAACUUCCGUUGCGCCUGCGUUGACUGCCCGCAAGUGUGCCCUGAAUUGCCCCAGGUCGAAGAGGCUGGCUCGUGCAAGGUUGGCGUGUUGCCAUGUCUCUCGUUUGCCUCCAUAUUUGUCUACAGCAUCCUGCUGUUGACACUCGUCGUGGCAAUCGUCGGUCACGUAUGGUACCGCAAGCGGGCUGCGCGUCUCCAAGAGGAGAGAACCCUGCUCCAGGGUGGAAUCGAUGCCAGCGAUGAUGAGGAUGACGAGGGCCGGCUCGUACAGAACGGCGCCAUGUUCGAUCGGCCGACCAGACCCUACAGGCUGAACACAUGGUGCGAUACCGCCUUCUUCAAGCUUGGUCAUUGGGCAGCAAGAUUCCCCGCCAUCACAAUAUUCAGCUCCCUCAUUGUCAUCAUUGUCCUCAGCGCUGGGUGGGUGCGUUUUGAGAUCGAGAAGGACCCGGCCAGACUAUGGGUCGCUCCGACCUCAUCUGCCGCCCAGGAGAAGGAGUUCUUUGACUCCCAUUUCGGCCCAUUUUACCGAGCAGAGAAGGUGUUCCUCGUCAAUGAUACCCUUGCUUCGGGGCCAGGACCGGUUCUCAACUAUGAGACGUUGCUCUGGUGGAUCGAAGUUGAGAAGAGCAUUUCGCAGCUUGAGAGCGAGACUUUCAGGAUGAGGCUGAACGAUGUGUGCUUCAAGCCAACCGGGUCUGCUUGUGUUGUUCAAUCGGUGGCAGCAUAUUUCGACAACGAGCCUGCGCUUAUAGACAAGGAUGGCUGGCAAGACAAGCUACGACAAUGCGCACAAGCACCCGCGGAGUGCCGACCAGCCUACGGUCAGCCCUUGGAGCCGAAUAUGAUUCUUGGUGGCUACUCGGACACAAACGACGUCGUCGACGCCCCUGCGACGACGGUGACUUGGGUUGUCAACAACUUUGCAGAAGGGACACCCGAGCUUGCUCGGGCUAUGGACUGGGAGAAGGCCCUGAAGAACCGCCUGCUUGAGGUUCAGAAGGAAGCGGCUUCCAGGGGUCUCAGACUGUCAUUCUCCACGGAAAUCAGCCUGGAGGAGGAGCUCAACAAAACCACAAACACGGAUGCCAAGAUCAUUGUCAUCAGCUACAUCAUCAUGUUCUUAUAUGCAUCCAUCGCGCUCGGAUCCACGACACUCUCCCUCAGGGAUAUGAUCAGAAAUCCUGCAGUCAGCAUUGUCGAGUCCAAGUUCUCUCUCGGUGUGGCUGGCAUUGUCAUCGUCCUCAUGUCGAUCAGCGCAUCUAUUGGUCUGUUCUCCUGGGCGAACUUGAGGGCUACGCUCAUCAUCGUCGAUGUCAUCCCAUUCAUCGUGCUUGCUGUCGGUGUCGACAACAUCUUCCUCAUUGUCCAUGAAUUCGAGAGGGUCAACAUCAGGAAUCCCGACGACGAUGUCGAAUUGCGUGUUGCCAAGGCGCUGGGUCGCAUGGGUCCUUCUAUCCUCCUCUCUGCGAUCACCGAGACGGUAUCCUUCGCUCUUGGUGCAUUUGUCGGCAUGCCAGCUGUCCGUAACUUCGCCAUUUAUGCGGCUGGUGCCGUGUUCAUCAACGCACUCUUGCAAGUCACGCUCUUCAUUUCCCUGCUCUCGUACAACCAGAAGCGGGUUGAGGACUCCAGAAUGGACUGCAUCCCUUGCAUCACUAUCAAGGCGGCCAGAGUCCAUCUGAACGGUAGCAACGGCAAUCUGGGCGCGCGGUUGUAUGAGGCGCCUGAAGAAGGUUUCCUCCAGCGGUUCAUAAUUCGAUACUAUGCGCCAGCUAUUUUGGGGAAGAAGGUAAAGGUGGCCAUCGUCGCAAUCUUCCUCGGCCUCUUUGCCGCCGGCGUGGCUUUAAUCCCUGAGGUCAAAUUGGGGCUUGACCAGAGAGUAGCCAUCCCUGAUGACUCCUACCUCAUCCCGUAUUUCAACGAUCUCUACGAUUACUUCGACUCUGGCCCACCGGUCUACUUUGUGGCCAAGGACGUCGAUGCGACAAAAAGGAAGCACCAGCGACAGAUCUGCGCCAGGUUCACGACUUGUGACACAUUGUCGCUCACCAACAUUUUGGAGCAAGAACGCAAGCGCACCGAUGUGUCGUACAUCUCGUCUCCAGCCGCGAGCUGGGUUGAUGAUUUCUUCCUUUGGCUCAACCCUCAAUUCGAGGAGUGCUGUGUAGAAAAGGGCACUGCUUGCUUCGAGGACCGAGACCCGGCCUGGAACAUCACGCUUUCAGGGAUGCCGGAAGGAGAUGAAUUUAUUCACUACCUUCAAAAGUUCCUCUCCUCGCCAACCACCGAGGACUGCCCGCUUGGUGGUCAAGCAUCCUACGGAUCAGCCGUCGUCAUCGACGAAUACAAGGAGACCAUUCCCGCAAGCCACUUCCGCACGAUGCACUCGCCCCUACGCAGCCAGGAUGACUUCAUCAAUGCCUACACCUCCGCCAGGCGGAUUGCUCAUGACGUUAGCCGCUCGACAGGGGCAGAAGUGUUCCCGUACAGUGUCUUUUACAUAUUCUUUGACCAAUACGUUACGAUCGUCGGCUUGACGGCAGGCCUGCUCAGUGCCGCAAUCGGUAUCAUUUUCGUCAUCUCAUCGGUUCUCCUUGGCUCAGCGCUCACUGGUGCGGCCGUCGCGAUCUCGGUAGUGAUGACCAUCGUGGACAUCAUCGGUGCGAUGGCGGUAUUUGGUGUCAGCCUCAACGCUGUGUCGCUGGUCAACCUGAUUAUCUGUGUGGGAAUUGCGGUCGAGUUCUGCGCCCACAUUGCGAGGGCCUUCAUGUUCCCCUCGCGCACCUUCAUGGAACAGGCUAAGAACCGCUUCCGAGGGCGCGAUGCUCGUGCGUGGACUGCACUCGUCAAUGUCGGCGGCUCCGUGUUUUCGGGCAUUACGGUCACAAAGAUACUUGGCGUGUUUGUGCUGGCCUUCACGCGGAGCAAGAUCUUCGAGAUCUACUACUUCCGCAUCUGGGUCGCACUCGUGGUGUUCGCAGCCACGCAUGCUCUGGUCUUCCUGCCCGUUAUUCUGAGCUUCAUGGGAGGCGAGGGAUACCUCGAUCCCGAGAGCGAGGGUGGACUCGAGGAAGAUCUGGCGAGCCGCCGGUUCCGAGCCCUUGUGGACCAGGACGAUAGCGACUCUGAGGAGGAUUAG
Molecule: messenger RNA, 3819 nt
Organism: Diaporthe citri
Lineage: Eukaryota; Fungi; Ascomycota; Sordariomycetes; Diaporthales; Diaporthaceae
Exons: 2
Coding region: 1-3819 (1272 amino acids)
Cellular component (GO): membrane
Molecular function (GO): lipid carrier activity
Source: RefSeq, a predicted model, not a curated record